Messenger RNA from Bactrocera neohumeralis, 1607 nucleotides. RefSeq names its product protein FRA10AC1 homolog. The record is from RefSeq and is a predicted model, not a curated record. The transcript is spliced from 2 exons. Gene Ontology annotation, molecular function: phosphatase activity. Bases 155 to 838 code for a protein of 227 amino acids. Gene Ontology annotation, biological process: dephosphorylation. Lineage: Eukaryota; Metazoa; Arthropoda; Insecta; Diptera; Tephritidae.
ACAAAAGCGUACCUUUGUGCAUAGUAUACCUCAGCCUUUGUGUAAGAGUGACAAAAAUGUACAUAUGGUGGAUGGCGAAUAAAUUAUAGUGGGCACUAUACUUGAUAUUAUUUUUUACAUUAGAGCUGACUUAAUUAACUCUACCUGGAAAAUUAUGAAGUCAAUGAGCCUUCAAGAGCGACAUAAUUAUAUUUUAAAGAAAUUCAUUAUAUCUGAUAAAUCCUUCGAAGGCAAGAAGAAUUCUUAUGACAUUCAUAUAAUAAAGGAACAUCAUCGAUUUUUAUGGGAUGACAACGAAUUAAGUGAUGGUAAUAAUUCAUGGGAAGUUUGUAUGGCUAGACGCUACUAUAACAAAUUAUUUAAGGAAUAUUGCAUAGCAGAUUUAACUCUACACAAGGAAAAUAAAGUUGCAUUGCGUUGGCGUACGAGAGAUGAAGUAGUUUUAGGUAAAGGGCAGUUUCAAUGUGGAAGUAGGAAAUGUGAACAAAGAGAAAAUUUGAGCAGUUGGGAAGUAAAUUUUGCUUAUCACGAGCAAGGAGAGAAUAAAAAUGCGUUAGUAAAGUUGCGACUAUGUGCGAAUCAUUCGAAGCAGUUAAAUUUCACUUCACGAAAACGGGAAGUUAAGCGUUUAAAAAAGUGUUCUGCUACAAAGGGGCAUAUGCUGCGAAAAAAUCAAGGAAAUGCUCAAGUAGCAAGUUGUUUUGGAAAUAUUGUAUCUGAAGCAAAAGAAGAAAAUGAAACCGGGAACAGGAUAUGGAACCGCAGAACAAAUGUAGAAUUAGAGCAACCAUCCCGUGAAAUUGAAUUUGAACGCUAUUUAGAAGAUCUUCUUUUAUAGUUUAUGGUAACCCCUGUCUAUUGAUUAAUUUUAUAACAUAAUAUUGAUUCAUGAAAUAUUUUUACUCCACCAUAUGAAUGUUCAUAAAACUGUUAUGCCAAUUUCUGAUAGGAAUGGAAGGGCCCAUAAUGCACACACUUUUAAAAUAACUACGAAUAUGUAGGGAUGCAAAGUGCAUAAAAUUGAUAAUCCAAAUUUGUGUAUUUAAACUUUUUAUUAUAUUAACAAAAGCGGUCCAAAAUAUGUUGGCAAUUAUAAUUCAAAUGUAUAUACAGUAUUCUUAAAAACUUGAAUCAGUAACAAAAGCUUUCUAAUAAAAUUAUAUGGUCUUCAAUUCAUUUUUUACAACAGGUAUUUAAAUAUGUUUAAAAUAUUCUUUGUUUUAUUAGCCUAGUGCGCAAAGUUAUGCAGAAGGGAUAAAAACCGUCUUGUGAAAAGAAAAAUUAUUCUCUGAUACAUCAAUUAUAAUUGUUCUCAAAUUGCGUUAUAUUUGCAUUUUUAUUUUUUUGUACCAUUGUUUUAUAUUGGCAAUUUUUUUGCAACUAUGUUUAUAACCCUUACCACACCAAGACCAAAAUUUAAAAAAAAAACACUAAAUUAAAAACGUUGUUAUAUUAAUAGUAUUUUACUGUUUUUAAAUACAUAUAUUAAGUUAAUGACGGAAACUGUUUAUAAUUGUUUUAAGCUUUAUAAAGUUGCUUGAAGCUCAAUAAAUUGUUUAAGUACAUAUAUGUAUAUUAAUAAAACUUCAACUGCAUAAACAUUUAAA